GAGGGGGUGGUGCAGCAGCAGCAGCGGCAGCAGCGGUGAAAAGGAGGGGGACACCCACCCUGCGGGGCUCCACGCACUCAGUCUUUGUCUAAAGCCCGCCCGCCUGUCCGCUGCUCGCGUCCAACGCACACAAAAGCUCUCGACGUCGCCGCGUAAGCACACGAGCGAACUCCUCCACCACGACAAGAGGACACCACGGAUGGCUUGAACGAGGACGCCCGUGGCGCGUGUUUUCUUUUUUUUUGUGCAACCCAAAAAAAAAAAAAGCGAGAAGAAAGUCCGAGCAGCAGCCGGAGGAAGAGCAAGAGCAGGAGCAGGAGCAGGAGCAUCGCAAUCACAAGAUCUGAGAAGCGGAUCGCGGCAAGAUGAGCUGGAGUUUCCUGACGCGCCUCUUGGACGAGAUCUCCAAUCACUCCACGUUCGUGGGCAAGAUCUGGCUGACGCUGCUGAUCGUCUUCCGCAUCGUGCUGACGGCGGUGGGCGGCGAGUCCAUCUACUACGACGAGCAGAGCAAAUUUGUGUGCAACACGCAGCAGCCCGGUUGCGAGAACGUGUGCUACGAUGCUUUUGCGCCGCUCUCGCACAUCCGCUUCUGGGUCUUCCAGGUGAUUAUGAUCACCACGCCCACCAUCAUGUACCUGGGCUUCGCCAUGCACAAGAUCGCCCGCAUGGAGGACGCCGACUACCGGCCGCGGGCCCGCAAGCGCAUGCCCAUCGUCAGCCGCGGCGCCAACCGCGACUACGAGGAGGCCGAGGACAACGGCGAGGAGGACCCCAUGAUCCUGGAGGAGAUUGAGCCGGAGAAGGACAAGGAAGUGGAGGAGAAGCCCAGCAAGAAACACGACGGGCGGCGGCGCAUCAAGCGCGACGGCCUGAUGAAGGUGUACAUCUUCCAGCUGCUGUCGCGCGCCAUCUUCGAGGUGUCCUUCCUGCUGGGCCAGUACGUGCUGUACGGCCUGGAGGUGGCGCCGUCCUACGUGUGCACCCGCUCGCCCUGCCCGCACACGGUGGACUGUUACGUGUCGCGCCCCACCGAGAAAACCAUCUUCCUGCUCAUCAUGUACGCCGUCAGCGCCUUGUGCCUGCUCUUCACCUUGCUGGAAAUCCUUCACCUGGGCAUCAGCGGCGUCCGCGACUGCUUCUGCGCCCCGCGCCCGCCCACCCCCCGACACUCGGCGCCGGCCAGCCAGAGGUCCUCCAUCUCCCGGCAGCCGUCGGCGCCGCCGGGCUACCACACGGCGCUCAAGAAGGACCCGUCGGGCAAGCCGGGCUUCCGGGACAACCUGGCCGACUCGGGCCGCGAGUCCUUUGGCGACGAGGCCUCCUCGCGUGAGCUGGAGAGGCUCCGCAGGCAUCUGAAGCUGGCCCAGCAGCAUCUGGACCUGGCCUACCACAGCGAGGAGCUCAGCCCGUCCCGCAGCAGCAGCCCCGAGUCCAACGGGACGGCGGCCGAGCAGAACCGACUCAACUUUGCCCAGGAGAAGCAGACCGCCGCGGCCGACAAAGGUAUGCGUGCGUAGGCAGUGGUCAGCGCCAGCCCCAGCCCAGCCCAGCCCAGCUGAGCCUGGAAACUGGACUUGACAUCUGGAUCGCUGAUUGGGCAGAAGGGAAACCCGCAACAAUUACAAAUGUGUGUGUGUGUACGGAAGAGACGCAGUGACUUUCUCCGGCUUGAGGCGUAUGAAGUCAGCCCUGAGCAAUAUCAGUGUUAUGGCCCGUCCAAAAAGGAGGAGAACGGUGGACUCAACCUGACAUUGCUUGAGACAAACAAAAGUCCGAUCCAAAGUGCUUUUUGCCAUAAAGCGUCUCCCUCAGGGCAGCUACCUUUUUUUUUUUUUUUUUUACACAUAUCUUACUAUCUAUCUUUGUUAUAGGAGACUUAGAGCUAGUCACAAUUUAAGAGUUGGAAGUGUUUGAGGUUGAGUUAAAUGCAUCUCAGCUUUGCAACUGGAAUGCCACAUUUUGGGAAUAGUGUGAACGGUGAGCAAAGCUGAAUAGAUGAGGCACCUUGCUU
Syngnathus acus (greater pipefish) is the source of this 2014-nucleotide messenger RNA. It is a transcript of the gene gjc4b, whose product is annotated as gap junction protein gamma 4b. NCBI's taxonomy places the organism in Eukaryota, Metazoa, Chordata, Actinopteri, Syngnathiformes, Syngnathidae. Gene Ontology annotation, biological process: cell communication. Bases 366 to 1520 code for a protein of 384 amino acids. The transcript has 3 exons. Gene Ontology annotation, cellular component: connexin complex. The record is from RefSeq and is a predicted model, not a curated record.